Molecule: messenger RNA, 6423 nt
Organism: Clupea harengus (Atlantic herring)
Lineage: Eukaryota; Metazoa; Chordata; Actinopteri; Clupeiformes; Clupeidae
Product: transmembrane protein 132D
Source: RefSeq, a predicted model, not a curated record
GGCGCUGCCGAAUGUCAAUAAAUCGAACUGCUGGCUAAACAGGUAGGCUAUUGGAAGCACAAAAUCCUUUGCCUACAAAUUUUCUAUGGAGUGGAAAGGGCUCAAGGUCAAUUAUCAGCAUAAUGUGCCCGUAUGUUAUCAUUUCAAUGCUGUUUUAGCGUAACUGUGUUUGGCAGAGAGUGGUAAAAUGACGAAAAAAGAUAGAAGUGCUAUUUUUGUAGCCUAAAUUAUUUAUAAAUCUUGCAAUAAAUGAAUCAAGCCCAAAUGUCCAACAGCAUGUAGCCUAAACUGCAUAUACCUACAACACAGGUCUUUCCUAAACAAAUCAUCAUACAUUUCGAAAAUAUUCAUCGUCACAUAAAUAGUUUACACAGGUUAAGUUUUCAUGAGGAUCUCCCACAGGUGACGCCUUCAUCCGCUUCUUUAUGUCCUCCAAUCCCAGUGGUACUGGACUCGGGAGCGAUAGCCAAUGUUCACUCUGUUCACACCGGUUCAAUGCGAACCUUUCUCGUGACUCACCCUGCACUCUCGCUGUUGAAUGCUCUGGAGGACUUAUACGGAGAAGAGCGAAGCGCACCGGGGGAUAAAGAGACCGCUAUCGGCUUUACGAAAAAGUCAGGGAUCAGCGUAGUUGCGGUAACUGUUGUGUGAUUUUCAUCUAGCCCAAGAAACAGGACAGAAACUAAAACCACAAGCAACCCGAACGGAUGAGCAUCUAUAUGUCGCCACACAAACUGGGAUCAAGUAAAGGUUUAUGGUGUAGGCUGUGUGCCUGCGGGAUGCCCUGAGCUUUCCUAAUCUCAAUUCAGUUUUAUUUCCCGCAUAACGAAUUUGCACAAUACAUUAUUUCUUAUGCCUCAAACUCCAAACUUCAACCGAAGGUUACUGUAUUAGGCUACACUGAUUGUUCGAAUUUUGGCUAUGUAGCCUACGCUUUUCACAGAUAGACAAGGAAAGCGUCUACAACUUUCCCAUAUCUCACCAUCAGGAGAAGAACCAGUAAGCGGGUGACACCUCUACUCUGCAAGUGCAACGGAGUGCUCAAAUAACGUUAUAGAGCAUUUAGUGAUCAAGCACAUGUGCACUUCUCUUAUCGCAUUUUAUUGACUUCGGGAACUGCGCUACCGUGGAGAAGAUAUUGGCGCGGAUAAACGCAGGAGGCAAUCGGUUCAGUAUCAGCCUGUAAGUGGGUAUUUACUGCACGUCCUGGAGACAUACACGCACUCGUUGAGCUGCCGUCCAGCUGUGCAACAUCACUAAACUAUUUAGGAGUAUUAAGUACUUCUCGGAUUGAAGCGAUGGCCAUUGGAAUCAUCGAACUGAUGUGAUUUUUAAAGAAAGCUGGAAUCCCGUUUUACAUCGGAAUUACUGAACUGGUCAUUUAGCCUAUGCUGUGAAAGGAAUGAACAGUGGACGUUUCCCUUCAUGAUCAUCAGCAGGUGUCGUUAAGUGUCAGAUGGACGUUCGCUCUUUUUCAGCAUUCCGCUAAUAUUGGUUCCGAAGUUGAGGGAGGGCAAGAGAAAAGAUGACACGUCUCUGCAUACUUGGAUACAUCGUGGUCUUGCUUUGCAGAGUGACAGACUGCAGGCUCAUGCUGGACGGCCUGCAGAGAUACAGCCCCAUGCCCAUGUACCUGCCCGUCCAGUACCGCGUCCUCAACGCUGAGUCUUCCUUCUUCCUGAAGGAGGCCAACCAGGACAUCAUGAGAAACUCCAGCCUGCAGGCCCGCACCGAGCUCUUCUUCAUCCAGCAGGCUCACAGGACUCCGCUGGUCAACGCCAGCUACGGGCCCUACACUGUCCAGCAGCCCGUGCCCAUGGACCUGCUUGGGCCUUCCCAGUUUGGAAGCCUGUCCUCGGCCACCGCCUCAGCCUCGCCCUCUUCGCCGCCCCUCUUCACCUUCAACUGGAAGGUGCAGACCUACAUCAUCAGCGAGCGCAUCUACCCAAGCUGGCCCAAGGUGCAGGUGCUGUUCUAUGUGUCGGGCCGCGACUGGGACGACUACACCGCCGUGGACCGGCUGCCGUGCGUUCGCAUGUUCGCCUUCUACGAGACCCAGGAGGUCCGCGGCACGUGCCGACUAAAGGGCGAGCUGGGCAUGUGCGUGGCCGAGCUGGAGCCGCUGGCCAGCUGGUUCAGCCCGCCCAGCGUGGUGCCCGGCAAGCAGCGAGCCCCCGAGCAGGCCGAGGGCACCCCCGUCGAGCUCUACUACAUGGUGCAGUUCACCGACGGCGGCGAGUGCAACCCGGAGGACUCCCGCAAGCCGGCGGGCAUCCGCGCCGCACCGCAGCCCGGGCCCAUGGGCUACUUCUCAGGCCCCACGCCCAUGCGGCGCAUCGGGAGCGUACGCCUCUACCAGCCCCUCUCCGAGCUGAGGCUGGACAGCACGUUUGUGGUGAUGCUGCCCUCCAGGCCCAUGCGGCAGAGGGAGACAGUGUCAGCCUUCCUGGCCGCCUCCACCCUCUCUCCCUUGGACAUCUUCACCCUGAGGGUGAAGCUGAAAGAUGGCGUGGCAUUUCUCGGGGCGCGGGCCAGCAACCCCGCUCAGUGGACCGUCAGUCAGGAUGCAAGGAGCGAGGGCCACCGGGUCGUGACCUUACACUGCCGCAGGAAGGACGCCAACUAUGGUCAAAGGAUGGAAGCAGCCUUCCAGAAGGUUCUGCAGGUGGAUCUGGAGGUGAAUGGCCUGCUGGAUCCUCUGAGCAUCCGUACUGUUACCUGGCAGGUGGAGUACCCCCUCACCCGUACCCUCUCUGAUGAGAUCCAGACUCUGAUCCGCCUGGCGCCACAGGACUUGGGGGGCAUCGUGCCUCUGGCUAUGGACACAGAGAUAUUGAACACUGCAGUGCUCAAUGGCAGAACAGUGGCGGUACCUGUAAAAGUGGUCACUGUGGGAACUGAUGGGUCAGUGACUGAUGUGACCGAGUCGGUGGAAUGCCGUUCAACUGAUGAAGAUGUGGUCAAGGUAUCUGAGCGCUGUGACUAUGUGUUUGUGAACGGGAAGGAGACCGGCGGGCGCGUGCGGAUGCUGGUGAACUUCACCUACAGCUACCUGAGCGCCCAGCUGGAGGUGAGCGUGUGGAUGCCCCGCCUGCCACUGCACAUCGAGCUCUCCGACUCUGAGCUCAGCCAGAUCAAGGGCUGGAGGGUGCCCGUCUCUGCCAACCAAAGGUUUGGCAAGGAGGACAAGGAGGAGGAGGAAGAUGAGAGAGCGAGGAAGGAGCGUGGCUGCGGGCCGCAGUACCAGAGCUCCACGGUGCGAGUCCUCACCCACUUCGCCGCCGAGCCGGCCGAGCGCGGCGGCGGCGGCCCCACCGACUUCCUGCUGGGCUCCGACUGGCAGGUGGACGUCACGGAGCUGGUGCGCGAGUCGAUCCGAGUGCUGGACUGGCGCGUGGCCCGGCUGCAGGAGGGCGCGGUGCUGAUGGGGAUGGAUGCCGGCACCACCAAAGUACAGGUGAUGUCUCCCCUGUCGGACUUGGUGCUGGCUGAGAGGGUGGUGCGGGUUCUGGAUGAUAAAGUGUCCAUCACAGAGCUGGGGGUGCAGCUGGUCUCUGGCCUCGCCCUCAACCUGCAGCUCAGCCCUGGGAGCAACAGGGCCAUCGUCGCCACGGCUACCACACAGGAACUCAUGCAGAGCCUCAAACAGGAAGCACUCAUCAGUGCCUGGCUGCAGUUCAGCGAUGGCUCCAUGACCCCUCUUGACCUCUACGACCCUGGUCUGUUCAUGCUGAGCGCCACCUCCCUGAACGAGCGGGUGGUGGCUGUACGGCAGGACCCCGUGUGGAAGUGGCCAGUCAUCGUCACCAAGGGUGAGGGCCAGGGGCAGCUGGUCAGGGUGGAGAUGUUCAACCCGGAGGCGUGCCAGAAGAGCAAGCGCAGAAGCGUCCUCGCCACCGGCACCGGGAGUGUCCACAUCAGAUUUGGCCGUGACGAUGACGCUGCAGAAGGCCGUAGCGGUGACCGGAGGUACCGCCCCAACGCCCCGUACUAUGGAGGUUCCAUUUCGGAUGUGGAGGCAGGGAUCAUGAACCGUGGGUCAACCACCAAGACGGCCGCUCCCGGGAGGCCCAGCGGGGGGCGCCUGUCGGCCGACGCCGGCCUGAACGUCCCAGUGGACUUCUCCGAGUUUCCCACGCAGGCAGAGCUCCCGAGCGGCCGCAGCACGGACGACGAGCUGCUGCAGACACGCCGAGGCCUCAGCGACCUGGAGAUCGGCAUGUACGCGCUGCUGGGCGUCUUCUGCCUGGCCAUCCUGGUGUUCCUCAUCAACUGCAUCUCCUACGCCCUCAAGUACCGCAACAAGCAGCUGCCCCUGGACGGCCAGGAGACCAUGGCCCAUGCCCAUGACUGGGUCUGGCUGGGCCACGAGGGCGAGCUGCUGGAGGGACCCCACGGCCUGUGCCUGCAGCAGGAGGAUCUGGGCAGCAUCCUGGACUCUGGCCUGGGCCUGGAGGAGGGCAGCCAGCUGCUGAACGGGGUGUCCAUGCAGAAGAGCGUGCAGGGCCAGGUACACCGCUCAGCCCUCGACAUGGGAGUCUGCCCGGGGAAGGAACACAAGAGCGAGUCGCUCAAUUCGCCAACCACCAAGAGGAAACGGGUGAAGUUCACCACCUUUGGCAGCUCCAAGUCCAACAAUGGCUGCCCGGCCAUUAGCCCGCUGGUGCUCGCCCAGAACAACGACAUUAAGUGGGUAUGCCCAGACAUCGAACUCGGGGACUCCAAGGAGCUCCGCAAUUACAUGGAGAGGCUGAAUGAAAACGCUUCGAAAAGCCUUGCGUAGUUCCAAUGAUAUCCUCUCUUUCUCCCCCCCGCUUCCUUUUUCCUUCUUUUCUUUUGGGACAAAGUGUAGCUCACACAUAUUGCCUUUAUGGUGAGGAGGAGCGAGGAAGGCGGUCAGACUGGCACAGCUGCAGGGAGGCUUCCCAUGAAUUAAGACAGACCAUUCAUCUAGAGUCGUUGCCACGGCAACUGUCCAAGGGGUUGAUCUUCAGGAGUGAAGGGAAGGGGGAGAGAGACCACAGAGGAGAUGUCAAAACUACGAACACCACGGCUAGAAAUGCAUAGGAUGCCCGUUUUACUUCUGUUCAUUAAAAAGACACUAAUUUAAUUUCAAUAACUUACAUGAUUUAGGUGUUAUUUGUUGACUUUUCUACACUUUUCCAUGUAGGAUGAGAUUAGUUGUUUUUUUUUCUCCCUAGAGCGAUAUCCUGAAAGUCAAAUGAUGUGCGAGUGUGUGCAUACGUGUGUUUGAGUUUAGAUAUGUGUACAUAGUCAUAAAUUCUCUAUGAUGGCAAGUGAUGAAAACCUUCAGCUGUAAAUAAACUACAAACUCUGACUUGGUCUAACUUGUACAAACAACAAGCGAUACAUUUUGUAAGGUUUUACAUAUUUUUAUACAUUUUGGUUUUGGUCUGUUAUCAUUUCUCUCUUUAUUUGACCCCUUUGUCCUUUAAAGACAAGCAAUCCUUUAUGUCAUCCCCUAAACAUAGAGACUAUGUCUAUUUUGAAUUUAAACAAAACCUAGUAAAUAGUACAUACUGCAGAGAUGUCCCUUAUUAUUGUUAAUGGUCUCUCUCCCACAGUGCUGUUCAGUAUUACUGAAAUGUUCCUUGUGUUACGACGUAUAUGUUGCUUCAGUAUUGUAGACCAACGGAAGGUGUGAGUUUUACCAGUUGCUGUCAGUUCUCUGUACACUGUACAUGGGCUCUUUCCUCCUUUAUCUGUGAUUUUUUCUCUUUCGUUUGGUGAGUCUUAUAUAUAGACAGAUGACAUUUGAAAAGGCUAUCUGGAACCCAUUUUUGCUGUGUUACAUUUUUUUUAUCUUUUGCUCAAGGUUUUUAGCACAAGCCACAGCCUCUGUUGAUAUGCUUAAAGGUAGCCAAGGGGAUAUAUGUGAAAAAACCUUUAAUACCUCUAAACUGGUCUACUGAAAGAAUAGCAGGAGACACAUUAAUAUUCCAUUCCUGUGUUUCCUAUUGAUUGCCAACCCUUGACUGAGUUAUGACUUAUGCUAUGACAUGCUUGACAUGAUGCAUAUUCAACCAUAAAUGCUAGAAGUUAAGUACAGAAAGUAUGAAUAUAUUCAGUUUUUUUUUGUAGUUGUUUUUCACACACGCUAACUUGUAUUUCAUUUAAAUAUUAUUUGGCUUAUCAACACAACUCACAUAGCUGCCAUCAAAUAUUUGACUCGCCACAAGACCAGAUGGCCUAUAAUCUGAUGAAUUGGACAUAGUUUAUAUAGAAACUAACUUGCGUUAACUGUAAGACCUAUGUCCAGAGGAAGGGAAGAUAGUUACCCCAUAGCUCUGUGUGAGAAGGGGGGCGAUUUGAGAUCACUUGUGUCAAACCACAUCUGCUGUGUCCAUUUAUGUCUUUUUUUUUUUUGGUUGUUUUGCACUGAUUAAACUAUUGGCAACCCUC